AUGUGUCAGAAACACGUUCAGAAUGUGUCAGAAUUAGAUCCUGUAUAUAUUUUCCCACACCAUAAAGUAUUGAAGCCGGAGAGUACUACUACCAAGCUAAGCGUAGUGUUUGAUGUCUCGUGUCGUACCUCAACGGGCGUUUCGUUUAAAGAUGCGUUUAUGGUGGGGCCUACUGUGCAGAACGAUUUGUUGUCGAUCCUUUUGCGCUUCCGUCUGCACCGAUACGCUAUCAGUGGAGACAUCGAGAAAAUGUAUAGGAUGGUACAAGUUCAGCAACCGGAUCAACACCUUCAGCGGAUUUUGUGGCGAGAUACACUUGCUGAACCCGUGAAAACGUAUGAGUUAACGAUCGCUAGUGCUCCGUAUUUGGCGACAAGGUACUUGAAAAAGCUUGCUGAGGAUGGAUCAGCAAGUCAUCCGAUUGGUUAG
Uranotaenia lowii is the source of this 429-nucleotide messenger RNA. RefSeq lists its product as uncharacterized. Bases 1 to 429 code for a protein of 142 amino acids. The record is from RefSeq and is a predicted model, not a curated record. The transcript has a single exon. NCBI's taxonomy places the organism in Eukaryota, Metazoa, Arthropoda, Insecta, Diptera, Culicidae.